GAAAAUAGAAGAGAAACGAGGAGUGACACUGAGUGACUCUGGAAAUCCAGCAGUAAACAUAAAAUCAUCUCCAACAGUUGACAGUCAGCUGCCCAGACAAGUGAAUAAAACAAGUGCGAAUUCUCAACCUACCACAAAACGCAGCCCAUCAUGGGACGAAGACUGGGUUCCUGCAAGGGGACCUUCAACCACCAUCCAGUCUUCUACAACAUUGCCUGCUCAGUCUACUACUGCAGGCCAGUCGAUCCAAGUUAAUUCUGGACAUUCACAAUCGUCCAUGACAUCUGCUCUAUCUAGCCAGCAACUUUCAUCUUCAUGUCCUGCAGUUGAUGUGGAAUGGCCUCCUAGAUCUUCAUCAUUUGGUACCACCAUCCUUGGGAGUUCUGAGAAACAACCAGAAAAUAAGGGGGCAUUGGGUUCAACUCUCGAUGAUAUUGAUCCUUUUGCUAACUGGCCUCCCCGGCCAAGUGGCUCCUCGGCUGCUUCUCACUCUUUGAACAAUGGAUCAGUGGCCCCAUUCGCAAACAGACCCGUGUCUGCCAAUAGUGCAACUCUUCUGAAUGGUUUAAACUCUCAAACAAAUGGCCUUGAUUCUUGGGCUUUCAGCACCCCAAUUUCUUCUCAGCCCUUGAAACAGAAUCAAGGAACUGCAUCGCACACUGAUGGUCUCACUAGUUGGGGUUUUAACCCACAGAAUUCUGUUGGAUUUAUGAAACAAAGUCAAGGGCCAUCAGCUAUGAAUGCUUCUAGUGGUCGAGCCAACGAUAUUGGAUCAAUUUUUUCCUCGAACAAGGGUGAGCAGACUGCACCAAGGCUUGCUCCACCUCCAUCAACUGCUGUUGGUAGAGGAAGGGGAAGAGGAAGGGGAAAUCAAGGGCAACUGAGGUCCUCAACAUCAGGGUCUAGUAAUGCAAAGUCUCAGCCAGAGCAGCCCCCUCUAUUGGAUUUGCUCUAA
Nicotiana tabacum (common tobacco) is the source of this 955-nucleotide messenger RNA. The record is from RefSeq and is a predicted model, not a curated record. Lineage: Eukaryota; Viridiplantae; Streptophyta; Magnoliopsida; Solanales; Solanaceae.